Messenger RNA from Knipowitschia caucasica, 2349 nucleotides. Lineage: Eukaryota; Metazoa; Chordata; Actinopteri; Gobiiformes; Gobiidae. The record is from the annotation of a GenBank genome assembly.
AUGUUACCCAUCAACAAAGUGUGCGGGAUCGUUCCUGGCGCUGUCUCCGAGUGGAGCCGUCACACGCUUUCGAAGGAUCGUGGUGUCGGGGUUGAUGGGUUGGUGCUGAGUCCACAGGUGCUGAGUCCACAGGUGCUGAGUCCACAGGUGCUGAGUCCACAGGUGCUGAGUCCACAGGUGCUGAGUCCACAGGAGCUGAGUCCACAGGAGCUGAGUCCACAGGUGCUGAGUCCACAGGUGCUGAGUCCACAGGUGCUGAGUCCACAGGAGCUGAGUCCACAGGAGCUGAGUCCACAGGUGCUGAGUCCACAGGAGCUGAGUCCACAGGUGCUGAGUCCACAGGUGCUGAGUCCACAGGUGCUGAGUCCACAGGAGCUGAGUCCACAGGAGCUGAGUCCACAGGUGCUGAGUCCACAGGUGCUGAGUCCACAGGAGCUGAGUCCACAGGUGCUGAGUCCACAGGUGCUGAGUCCACAGGAGCUGAGUCCACAGGUGCUGAGUCCACAGGUGCUGAGUCCACAGGAGCUGAGUCCACAGGUGCUGAGUCCACAGGUGCUGAGUCCACAGGAGCUGAGUCCACAGGUGCUGAGUCCACAGGUGCUGAGUCCACAGGUGCUGAGUCCACAGGUGCUGAGUCCACAGGUGCUGAGUCCACAGGUGCUGAGUCCACAGGUGCUGAGUCCACAGGAGCUGAGUCCACAGGAGCUGAGUCCACAGGUGCUGAGUCCACAGGUGCUGAGUCCACAGGUGCUGAGUCCACAGGAGCUGAGUCCACAGGUGCUGAGUCCACAGGAGCUGAGUCCACAGGUGCUGAGUCCACAGGAGCUGAGUCCACAGGUGCUGAGUCCACAGGUGCUGAGUCCACAGGAGCUGAGUCCACAGGUGCUGAGUCCACAGGUGCUGAGUCCACAGGAGCUGAGUCCACAGGUGCUGAGUCCACAGGAGCUGAGUCCACAGGUGCUGAGUCCACAGGUGCUGAGUCCACAGGUGCUGAGUCCACAGGAGCUGAGUCCACAGGAGCUGAGUCCACAGGUGCUGAGUCCACAGGUGCUGAGUCCACAGGUGCUGAGUCCACAGGAGCUGAGUCCACAGGAGCUGAGUCCACAGGUGCUGAGUCCACAGGUGCUGAGUCCACAGGAGCUGAGUCCACAGGUGCUGAGUCCACAGGUGCUGAGUCCACAGGUGCUGAGUCCACAGGAGCUGAGUCCACAGGAGCUGAGUCCACAGGUGCUGAGUCCACAGGUGCUGAGUCCACAGGUGCUGAGUCCACAGGAGCUGAGUCCACAGGAGCUGAGUCCACAGGUGCUGAGUCCACAGGUGCUGAGUCCACAGGUGCUGAGUCCACAGGUGCUGAGUCCACAGGUGCUGAGUCCACAGGAGCUGAGUCCACAGGAGCUGAGUCCACAGGUGCUGAGUCCACAGGUGCUGAGUCCACAGGUGCUGAGUCCACAGGUGCUGAGUCCACAGGAGCUGAGUCCACAGGUGCUGAGUCCACAGGUGCUGAGUCCACAGGUGCUGAGUCCACAGGAGCUGAGUCCACAGGUGCUGAGUCCACAGGUGCUGAGUCCACAGGUGCUGAGUCCACAGGUGCUGAGUCCACAGGUGCUGAGUCCACAGGAGCUGAGUCCACAGGAGCUGAGUCCACAGGUGCUGAGUCCACAGGUGCUGAGUCCACAGGUGCUGAGUCCACAGGUGCUGAGUCCACAGGAGCUGAGUCCACAGGUGCUGAGUCCACAGGAGCUGAGUCCACAGGUGCUGAGUCCACAGGUGCUGAGUCCACAGGUGCUGAGUCCACAGGUGCUGAGUCCACAGGUGCUGAGUCCACAGGUGCUGAGUCCACAGGUGCUGAGUCCACAGGUGCUGAGUCCACAGGAGCUGAGUCCACAGGUGCUGAGUCCACAGGAGCUGAGUCCACAGGUGCUGAGUCCACAGGUGCUGAGUCCACAGGUGCUGAGUCCACAGGAGCUGAGUCCACAGGUGCUGAGUCCACAGGUGCUGAGUCCACAGGUGCUGAGUCCACAGGAGCUGAGUCCACAGGUGCUGAGUCCACAGGUGCUGAGUCCACAGGAGCUGAGUCCACAGGUGCUGAGUCCACAGGUGCUGAGUCCACAGGAGCUGAGUCCACAGGUGCUGAGUCCACAGGUGCUGAGUCCACAGGUGCUGAGUCCACAGGUGCUGAGUCCACAGGUGCUGAGUCCACAGGAGCUGAGUCCACAGGAGCUGAGUCCACAGGUGCUGAGUCCACAGGUGCUGAGUCCACAGGUGCUGAGUCCACAGGUGCUGAGUCCACAGGAGCUGAGUCCACAGGUGCUGAGUCCACAGUGGGGGCUUCAGGCAAAGUGGGGUUAA